UCCGGGCUGGUGAAGACACCCUUAGCAACAACACACAGUUGCGUCGAAUAAGAUACUCCAACCACAGAGAAGACGGAUUAAACACUGCAGCUUUGUUGCGCUGAAUACAGGUGAAGUCCGUCUGAGGAGAAGAUGCCCAGCUUGUUUUCGCAGUGAACAUGGGGCUUGAGUACAGCUAACGAGCUAGCCUGUUUUUGGCUAGCUACCCCCGAAGACGACCGAAGCUGCCCCAUCCUGUCCCGGAGGGGGACGGAAUCCUGGGGGGCUCAACGAGUGGUAGCGUCGCUGUUUGCUAACUACAAACUCACCGGGAAUAAGCACGGGAAUGGUGCUCUGGAUCGACUCACUGUACCGACAGAGAAAGGCGAGGGGCACACGGGUCAGACCACCAAGCUGUAAUAUUUGGACUCAAACUAUUUUUAACGGAGGGAGCGGCUCACGGGCGGACGACUGUUUUUGUGGCUGUGCGAGCUAGCUGGCUAGCUAGCAGAAGGAAACGACCCCCAUCCACUGCUCAGGUUUUUUCAACUGUAGCCAAGGCUAAGUUUGUGUGUGAAAGCAGCGCACUGAAUGCACAUUUCUGUGGUUUUUAGAGCAACGAUAAAUUACAGUAUACGCCGAGAGAAAAGCUGGCUGACCCAAGGAAAGAAUAAGUCAAGUUAGUUCAGUCCAAACCACAACUCAAGGCUACCUGGACUCACACCGACCACCGCAAACUUAUACAUGCUGUUAGCUACAGAGGCUACGUCAAAGUAGUUUGCCCUUUUGUUCUUUACCUGCUUAUUUGGAAGGUUUUUUCUUCACUUCGGAUGCUGGCAUCACGUAUUAAAUGCAAUCAUGAUGAUAAUAAGCAGGAAACCAGAGGGCCCAAUAUCAACAGCACGCCAUGGUGAUGGUCUCUACGACUCUUACAUGAGGACAGACCACAUUCUUAAAGACGAAGCAGAUACAAACAGUCCAUCUGGGCUGCCCCCUAUGCCCAAACACACAGUUGUCAGUAACAAGGGCGUAAUGAGGGAUCAGGUAACUGUGCGAGGUGGCCAACUGAAGGUCAAGUACCUUUACGAAGACUCGAGUAACAAUCGAAAGAUCAAUGCCAUAACCACGGCAACCACUCAGAAUAGUGGGACCACUGGUCAGACGUCCAGUAAACCUGCCCUGGUCUCCAGCCUGUCCAAGGAGCAUAGUGUAGACAGCACUGAAUCCAGUAAAGGCUCCAGCGACUCCUCUGGUCAGCACAGUGGAAGUGGCACCAAACUGUGUGGCCCUCUCACCCCUGACCAGGCUCUGAGACUGUACCGAUCUCAACUGACCACACUGGAGCAGACGGAGAUCCACACCUUCCCAGACAUCUACUUUGUGGGACCCAAUGCCAAGAAAAGGCCUGCUGUAGCUGGAGGCAACAACAACUGUGGCUACGAUGAUGAGCAGGGAGGAUACAUUCACGUUCCUCAUGAUCACCUUGCUUAUCGCUAUGAAUUUCUAAAGAUCAUUGGUAAAGGUAGCUUCGGUCAGGUAGCCAAAGUAUACGACCAUAAACUCCAACAACACCUGGCUCUGAAAAUGGUACGGAAUGAAAAGCGUUUCCACCGCCAAGCGCAGGAGGAGAUCCACAUCCUGGAGCACCUACGCAAGCAGGAUCGCAAUGGCACCAUGAAUGUUGUGCACAUGCUUGAAAACUUCACCUUCCGCAACCACAUCUGCAUGACAUUCGAGCUGCUGAGUAUGAACCUGUACGAGCUCAUCAAAAGAAACAAGUUUCAGGGCUUCAGUUUGCCACUGGUCAGGAAAUUUGCCCACUCCAUCCUGCAGUGUCUCGAGGCCUUGAGCAGACACCGAAUUAUCCACUGUGACCUCAAACCGGAAAACAUCCUGCUCAAACAGCAGGGACGCAGCGGCAUCAAGGUGAUUGACUUUGGCUCAAGCUGUUUUGAACACCAGCGCGUGUACACCUACAUCCAGUCUCGUUUCUAUCGGGCUCCGGAGGUGAUCCUUGGCUCGCGUUACGGCCUGCCUAUCGAUAUGUGGAGCUUCGGCUGCAUUCUGGCUGAGCUGCUGACCGGCUACCCACUGUUCCCCGGGGAGGACGAGGGUGACCAGCUGGCCUGUGUCAUGGAGCUGCUGGGCAUGCCUCCCCAAAAGGUUCUGGAGCAGGCCAAAAGGGCAAAGAACUUCAUCAACUCCAAGGGUCACCCCCGCUACUGUGGAGCCAACACACUGCCCACAGGGGCCACUGUGCUAACAGGGUCUCGCUCCCGCCGCGGCAAAAUGAGAGGUCCACCGGGCAGCAAAGAGUGGAGCGCUGCACUUAAGGGCUGCGAGGACCCCACCUUUACUGACUUCAUAAAGAAGUGCUUGGACUGGGACCCUUCGUCUCGCCUCACCCCCAGCCAGGCCCUCAGGCACCCUUGGCUGUAUCGCAGGAUGCCUAAACCCCUACCCGGGGCAGAGAAGAGCCAAGGGGCCACAGUGAAGCGGCUCCCUGAGCACCACAGCACCUCCUUCCCUUCGAUCAUGGCCAAAGGGGGGCCUGGCUUAGGAACCACAGCUGCCAACAACAAACUGAGGAGCAACAUGAUGGGUGAUUCAGGGGAGGCUAUACCUCUCCGCACAGUCCUACCCAAACUUGUCUCUUAGAGAGAGAGUCCUUUAAUCUCCUCUCUCACCCCACUCAGUUCUCCUCUGUACUCCUCAGGAGGAGUACAAGAGAGAGUGGAGUCUAGGUUUUAAAACUUGUUUGGUUGUUCUUUUAUUUGUUUUCUACUGAGAGGUGUCGACACCCCAGUUUCUUGUUUUUGAUAUUAGGUGAACCAAGAAAGACAAUAAAAGACACACUCAAAAGUUUUUAUACAGAGGAUUUUCAUGAGCGGCUGUGGAGUUUUCUGUAUACAGCCACAUUGAUAAGGUUUGAUUUAGGUAAUGCUUUUUAAAGAACUUCAUUGUGUGAGUGGACAGCUUCGUAAAUGAGCAACUGUUUAUAACCUGCGCGUGUUCUCACGUGAGUGAUGUGUUUUAGUCAGACACACUCAAGCACACCUGCACUGUCACUUGCCUCACUUGACACCCUUUCUUAACACUCGUAGGACACUGCCCUAAGUGUGGGACUACUCGUAUAUGAGUGAAACUUGAAAAGGGCUAAAGAGAUUACUCUCAUCAGGUCAGAGCUACCAAGAAAAGAUUCGCUCAGCCCGCAUGAUUUUGUAGAAAGAAUCCUGCUCUAGUGUUCAGGCCCUGCACACACUGACACUCUCAGAUACACAACACAAAUGCCUUUUACACAGGUAAUGAAGGAUUGGCAUUAUGUAGUGCUUAAUUGGGAAACAUUUUUUUUAGCAAUAAAUCCAAAUUUUUUUCUAAUUGCAAUUUUUUUUUUUUUUUUUUUUUCUACUUUUCCUGAUCCCUGGUGCUUGCAUGUGAGCUCAAUAUGUGACAUUAGUAUGUGUGUGUGCUUUAGCUUCGUGGUGCUACUGUGGGAGGGUAUAGGAUGACCUAUUACAGUACCCACCCCCUUUUCAACUCCAUUUAAAUGAGAGGAGGUGGGGGUGGGGAGGACAGUAGCUCUACUCCAACUCUGUCACCAAGGUGUCAUGGUACGAACGUCACAAGUUGGUUAAAGUGAGUUCACUGUGUCCGGCUGGCUCACAAAUACUGAUACAUACGACAGAAAUGCAGAGCUGCACGUUAUUGCACAUACACACCUGCGGGGAGAUUGCCAGGAAAGUUGCAGUUGGAAAGUAAAAGUUUGUACGAAUGUUACCUGCCUGUGCCUCUAAUGGGCAGCUGUGAGAGUUGGCAGUGGUGCAUUAAUCCUGAUGGAAGAAGUGCAAGGUGAGAAAGAUCAUGGGAUUAUAUGAAGGGCGAUGUGUUUAAUAUGAGCCAAGAUCUGUUUGUUUUUUUUCUCUGGGGGAGGUUUGGAGGAGAUUGGCCAGUGUAAAAGAUGGAGUUUUAUGGUACAGAAGAAAGAAAUGUUUCUCAGGGAGACAUACUUGAUACAUCCCUUAAUCCUAUAGUAGCUUUUAUCCACUCGCAGUCCUCUGUCCUGACUAUGGAUGAACAUGCAUGCAGUUCUGUCCACUGAGAGCAAGAGAAUGCAUUUAUGAGUGUGGCUGCAAAGGGGGUCUGCAUGCUCCUCAAUCUGACCUAGAUUCCCUCUCCUCCCCCACCAUCUCUCUCUCUCUCGUUUUCUCACUCUCAUGUAGGGCAGGAAACCUCUAUCAAACUCACACACAGUGAAUUAUGGUGCUGUCCAAAUGCACACAGACACGAACACACAAACACAUCAGGUGCAUGUUGUAUGGACCACACCGCUCAGAGUUCUUUCUCUCUUCCCUCAUUUUCUAAGUGAAGCUGUCAGGGAUUUGUACUCUGUCUCCAUUUUUUUAUAGAAGUGGUUUCUAUUGCAAUUCGCUCCAGAAUAUCAGAGGACGUAAAAAUGCAGAAGCGUAAAAAGAGAAAGUUGUAUACUGUCAUGUUGUACUAGUGGUGUGCGUUAGUAGGAGGGUGUUUGGUGUUCCAGCAUGAAAUCCAACCUGUUAUCAGACCGAGUGACUAUGAGAAGAGAAACUGUACAGUAACCAAAUGAAGUUGUGAUAGUUUCUUUUUCUAAAGAAAAUAAAAAUUAUUAUUAAAUGAA
Molecule: messenger RNA, 4633 nt
Organism: Sphaeramia orbicularis (orbiculate cardinalfish)
Lineage: Eukaryota; Metazoa; Chordata; Actinopteri; Kurtiformes; Apogonidae
Gene: dyrk3
Product: dual specificity tyrosine phosphorylation regulated kinase 3
Exons: 6
Coding region: 838-2637 (599 amino acids)
Biological process (GO): peptidyl-serine phosphorylation; peptidyl-threonine phosphorylation; positive regulation of cell cycle G2/M phase transition
Cellular component (GO): nucleus; cytoskeleton; cytoplasm
Molecular function (GO): ATP binding; protein serine/threonine kinase activity; protein serine/threonine/tyrosine kinase activity
Source: RefSeq, a predicted model, not a curated record